GCGAGGGAGAGAGCUAGCGAGAGCUGGAUUUUCCCAUUCUUAGAUGGUCCGGAGGCGGCGGCGGUGCGGCGCGGCAUUGGUAGUGAUCCCGGCGAAUGGCGAGCUUGAUCGAGGGGCUCCCGGAUGCGAUUGCAAUGCAGUGCCUGGCGCGGGCGCCGCUAGGGAUGCACAGGGCAAUGCGGGCGGUGUGCCGGUCGUGGCGCGCGGCGCUGCGCAACGGCGGCGGCGGCGGUGGUGGCGCCGAGCUCUUCCGGGUAAGGUCCGCGGCGGGGCUGCGCGAGGAGUGGCUCUUCGUCACAUCCUUCGAGCCCGACCGCGUGUGGGAGGCCUACGAUCCAUCCGGCGGCCUCUGGCACACCCUGCCACUCUUCCCCUCCUCCAUCGCGCGCCUCUCCAACUUCGGCACCGCCGCGCUCCACCGCCAGCUCUUCGUCGUCGGCGGCGGCAGCGACGAGGUGGAUCACGCCACCGGCGAGCGCGACCGCCCGUUCGCCAGCGCCGCCGUGUGGUGCUUCGACGCGCUCCAGGGGCGAUGGGAGGCGCGAUCGCCCAUGCUCACGCCCAGGUCCCAGUUCGCCUGCGCGGCGGUGGCGGGCAAGAUCGUCGUGGCGGGGGGAUUCGGCUGCUCGCGCCGCCCGCUCGCCUCGGCGGAGAUCUACGAUCCGGAGGCCGACCGCUGGGAGGCCAUCGCGGACGUGGGCGAGGUCCACAACGCGGCGUGCUCGGGGCUUGUUCUUGGCGGCGCCAUGGCGCUGCUGUACAAGGGCCACUCGCUCGUCCAGCUCUACGAUCCGGCGCUGGAUUCGUGGACGCUGCAUGGGUCGCAGUGGCGGGAGUUCCCGGGGAGAUUGGCGGUGGUGGGAGAUGAGGUUUGCGGGGUGGCGAGCUCCUACUUGAUCCGGGGCCUGAACGAGCCGCAGCUAUGGCGGCACUGGGCCGAGUACUUCCACAGGAUAGGGUUUGGGGUGGCGGGGAUUGGAAACGACUUGUACGUGGUUGGGGGGAUCUUGGGGCCGCAGCAGGAGAGCAUGAGGAUUCACGUAUUGAAGGAGGUGGAUAUCUGGAGCGUGGAGGGUGGCGAAUUCGAGAAGAAGGGGACGACGAGCAUGACUUGGUGCUCCGGGACGGUGUUGGGCUGCGCGGUUGUGAGCCUGUGAUCGGUCGAUCGAUCGGUCUCUUGAUUCUUCGUCUCUGGGCUUUGGAGAGAUUGAUGAUCGUGUAGUAGCAUAGCAGCAAAACUCGAUCUUUCA
Selaginella moellendorffii is the source of this 1250-nucleotide messenger RNA. Its product is annotated as F-box/kelch-repeat protein SKIP30. The record is from RefSeq and is a predicted model, not a curated record. Gene Ontology annotation, molecular function: protein binding. The transcript has a single exon. Lineage: Eukaryota; Viridiplantae; Streptophyta; Lycopodiopsida; Selaginellales; Selaginellaceae. Bases 96 to 1157 code for a protein of 353 amino acids.